Messenger RNA from Ctenopharyngodon idella (grass carp), 1985 nucleotides. RefSeq names its product crystal protein. Gene Ontology annotation, molecular function: cholinesterase activity. The transcript has 8 exons. The record is from RefSeq and is a predicted model, not a curated record. The coding region runs from base 213 to 1985 and encodes 590 amino acids. Lineage: Eukaryota; Metazoa; Chordata; Actinopteri; Cypriniformes; Xenocyprididae.
UAGUCCAAAUCACUGACUCAACUUGUCGUAUACAACGAUAAACGUCAAGGGAAUUGAAGUGAUUUAAUUUUCUAAAGUACAGACAGUCUGCUUGUCAUUACACACACACACACACAAUAGAGUCCUAGUGUGCAGCAUAAUAAGAGUCACAAGUGCUUAUGCAGCUCAGACUGAGGAAUUAUGGGACAGCAGCAUGCAUCAGUCCGUCCUGAAUGUCCAGAAUUGCAGAAGCAGGAGUGAAUAUGCGUCCGUACAGGUGUGUGUUGGGUGUGUGUGUGCUGGCGUCUGUGCUGAUCAGCACUGGAUCCAGUACAGAGGAGCAGAUGAAGCUGGCGGCAUUACUGCGCAGUGUGUCUCCAGCAGCACUGAUCCCAGAUCAGCCCCUCAUCAAGGACCUUCAAACUGCUGCUGGGCCCAAACUGCUGAUUAAAGACGGGACCAUCCAGGGCCUGGUGCUGGACAAGUCUUAUGUUUUUUAUGGGAUUCCGUUCGCCGAUCCACCUGUGGGAGCGUCCCGUUGGAAACCACCCCGGCCCGUCACGCCGUGGAGCGGGGUGCGUGAUGCCACCUAUCCCAGAGCGGCGUGCAUGCAGGCCUGCAUCCGACCCAUUUCUGAUGAGUGUCCCAAGAAGGUGAGUGAAGACUGUCUGUACCUGAACGUCUUUGUUCCCCUGAGCGUGAACUUCGCGGCGCCGCUGCUGAAGCCGCUGCCCGUCAUGGUGUGGAUCCACGGCGGGGAUUUCAUCGCGGGCUCCGCCUCCAAAGCGCUUUAUGAUGGACGUUACAUCAGUAACUUCACUCAAACGGUGGUCGUGAGCGUCGCCUACCGCCUGGGGGCUUUCGGCUUUCUAGUGUCAGGAAAAGACCCGAGGACAUCAGCGGUGGGGAAUUAUGGGAUUCUGGAUCAGCAGGCGGCAUUACUCUGGGUGCAACAGAACAUCGCCGUGUUUGGAGGAGACCCAAGCAAAGUGACUCUUUUUGGCGAGAGCGCAGGCGCUCAGUCGGUCAGUCUACAUCUGAUGAUCCAGAGCAGCAAACCGCUCUUCAGACAGGCCGUUUUCCAGAGUUUACCCUUCUCCAUUCCUCUGAAAACACGGCACGAGUCUCUGAAGCUGGGGAAGAACUUUGCAAAGACGGCCAACUGCUCGGUGGUGGACAUUGAGUGUCUUCUGUCCCUCAGUCCUCAGGCAGUGCUGAACGCACAGAUCAAAUCCAGCUCAAAGGUGAUCAAUCCCUUCCGCUUUCUGGAGGUGUUUGAGAGCUGGGGGCCGUAUAUCGACGGAGAACUGAUCAAGGAGCAGUCAGUGAGCGCCUUUCAGAAAGGACACUGGCAGAAGGAGAAACCCGUGCUGCUCGGGACCACCUCAGAAGAAGGCGUGAUCUUUGUGUACGGCGUCUUCACUAAGCCCGUGUCAGCGGUCGAAUGCACCGUCUACACGACGGCCAUCUUCAAACAUCACGCCAUCAAAAUCCUGCGCAAAUACCUGCCGCUCUACACAGACGCAGACCGCAGGGACAUGCUAGCACAGAUUGUGACAGACUACAUAUUCCUGUGUCCGUCCCGGAGAGCUGCCCGUGCCGGCGUGUUGUCCGGGAGCUCCGUGUGGAUGUAUGUGUUCGAUCACGUAGCGAGCGAUCCUCGCGUGUGGUCGGGCUUGACGUUCUGUUACCAUCACGUGUGUCACGGCGCAGAGCUUCCCUUCCUGUUCGACUCGGCCGUGGUGGCAAACUUCACUAUGACUCAACCUGAGCGACUGCUGUCCAAUCGCAUGCUGUGCUACUGGGGUGUGUUCGCCCACACGGCUGACCCUGGGUCACACACCGACAUGAGCGUGUUCUGUCAACAGCAGCAUCCUCCGGCGUGGCCGCGCUACACGGCUAACAGCGGCUGGCUGAUCAUGAACCUCACGACGCACUCGCACGCUCAGGCAGGAUCACGCAACGACAUCUGUGACUUCUGGGACACGCUUGGAAUCUACCCAUAA